This is a messenger RNA of Apis mellifera (honey bee), 2164 nucleotides long. RefSeq lists its product as uncharacterized. The transcript has 6 exons. Lineage: Eukaryota; Metazoa; Arthropoda; Insecta; Hymenoptera; Apidae. The coding region runs from base 526 to 1896 and encodes 456 amino acids. The record is from RefSeq and is a predicted model, not a curated record.
AGGAUCGAGUAGGUGAACUUUCUCAUGUCGAAGUCCGGGAGCGCCUCCAACGGCUGGAUGAACUCGAGCACGUCGUCCCAUUGACCGUCGAGGAUCAGCUGGCGAAGAAACAGGACAUCGUCGCUGUAUUGGCCGUUUAUCACCCCCGUCUCUCGCUCCAACGAGAGCUGCGAGAUGUGAAGGUCUCGGCUGUGGAGGAACUCCAACGUUAGUCGUACCACAUCCUCCUCGCGCAGCGUCAGGUGCGCCGCCGGCAUCACGUACCGAAUACGCAACCUGGACAAUUCCAAAACAUGGGGAAUUUCACAAACGAAUGACCCAUAAAAAAGCUUCCACGAAUUUGGCAAAUUCGUCCAAGUAAACGCAAAUUUGGCUUGGCAAAAGUGCGUGCCACGCGAAUAUGCAUGUGUGGCAUCAGCAAGUUCGCGCGUUAAUUUACGUGUUCGUAACAGAGCGCAGCGCAGUUUCGAUCGAGCCUUUAAACGAUCAACACCAAGGAGAAUAGUAACAACAACAACAAUAAUAAUGGCGCAGUUGGCGAUGUUCGUAAUAGCUGUUUUCUUAAGCAGCCAAGUUCUGGCCGACAUCAUAGUGCAGCCUGGCUACGAGCAUACGGCGCAACAACGCGUAGUCACGCAACCUCCCGAGACUGUUCGGCAACAGGACAAUCAACAACAACAAGACCGUCAACAAGAGCGAUACGUGGAUCCGGGCUAUCACUUGGAACUUCACCCAGUGUACAGAAAUUCGUAUCACGUUCCUAGCUACGCGGUGUUGCCGAUAUCCCAGACGGGGACGUUCCCGCCGAUGUCGAAAGCUACGUACAAACGAUUACUUUCCUCGUUGGGCGAGAUUACCGAAGUGCCCGCCAUCGUUCCAGCGCAAUAUUACCAAUACUUUCCUCCGGCAGUACACAGUAGACGCAAAAGGUCCAACGGCGAGAAGCUCGAUGGUGCAGGACAGGGGAAUAAACAUGAUGAAAAUGAUGUGGCCGCGAAGCCGUCCCUGACCGAGGACGCGAUGUCGGUGGUCGAUUUGCAAAAUCAAGACGAGAAGCGCGUGAAAGCUCGUCACAGCGUGACUCUGUUGGGAUUGAAACCGUCCAACAUGCGCCCCGUGCACCAACAGUAUCGCACCUACGACAUACCCCAACAAAUGACGGGGAGUCAACAAGCCUUGACCCAAGUGAACCCGCAAGAAACGCCGCAGCAGCAACAGCAACAACAACAACAAGCUGCAGCUACCCCUUCUUCGCAAUCCUCGAAUCCAUCGGAUGCAGAGAACGUUCAACGGUCGAUAUUUUUGCAAGAUCACCUGCAGCCGCAACAAUUUAGGCUCGAGCAGAGAAAGUAUCCCGAGCUGAGACCCCUUUCCGCCGGUCAAUCGUCGCCAAUCGUGGCGAAAUCGGACGACCACCUGGCCGCUCGAACGACCUCCAUGAUACCGUCCGGAGGUAAUAACGAGGAGAUAGUGGGCACAAAAUUGGGUGACAUCUACAAGAUAAAAGUGAUACAGAAUCUGCAUCAACACGGGCGGGGAAGAACGACGGAGAAGGAGGGCGUCAGUGUGAAUUUCGUUAAUCCGGGCAACGAUAAGGGGGGAAUUAAUAAGAAUAUAGCGACGGUGCAAGGUGAGCAGCAACCCGCUGCGGCAUUGAAAACCGAUGCGGAGCAACUCGUGCAAGUUUAUCAACUUUCGGACGAGUUGGGAGCAGCAAACUAUGCGCAAAAUUCUCAAUACAUCCUUCUUCCCCAAACUUAUCCCGUCAACUACGUCGGUAACUACGUCGACAAUUACGCAUCGACCGUGUAUCCGUACGCGCCUCUCUACUCCUCGUACAAAAUUUGCUUCGAAAGUCCCGACAACCUGCAGCCUAUCGCGUAUCAGUUGGUUUAAAGCGUUUGAUUUUGCAAAUCGAAUAAUCAUUGUUUUAGUGUCUAUUAAUGUGGACGAAAAGUUUGUUUCUUACGAUUUUUUAAUUGGUCUUUCGAAGAAAUCGUUUCGUUCUUGAAAAACGAACAAAAACGAACUUUUCGUCGACGGUAAUAGUAGUAUUCUAAUAUAAGAUAGUAUUUUGUAUUUUUCUACGAAUAUCAAUAUCUGUAAAGAUUGAACAAUUGGAUCGAUAUUAUUUAAUAAAAACCUCGUUUGUUACACCGAUAAA